AUGCAGUUUGUAUCCUGGGCCACACUGCUAACGCUCCUGGUGCAGGACCUGGCCGAGAUGGCUAGCCCAGACGCCGCGGCGGCCGUGCGCAAGGACAGGCUGCACCCGAGGCAAGUGAAAUUAUUAGAGACGCUGAGCGAAUAUGAAAUCGCGUCUCCCAUCCGAGUGAAUGCUCUCGGAGAACCCUUUCCCACGAACGUGCACUUCAAAAGAAGGCGACGGAGCAUUAACUCUGCCUCUGACCCCUGGCCUGCCUUCGCCUCCUCCUCUUCCUCCUCUACCUCCUCCCAGGCGCAUUACCGCCUCUCAGCCUUCGGCCAGCAGUUUCUAUUUAAUCUCACCGCCCAUGCCGGAUUUAUCGCUCCACUGUUCACUGUCACCCUCCUCGGGGAGCCCGAGGAGAACCAGACAAAGUUUUAUUCCGAGGAGGAAGCAGAACUCAAACACUGUUUCUACAAAGGCCAUGUCAAUACCAAGUCCGAGCACACGGCGGUCAUCAGCCUCUGCUCAGGAAUGCUGGGCACAUUCCGGUCCCACGAUGGGGAUUAUUUUAUUGAACCACUACUAUCCAUUGAUGAACAGGAAAAUGAAGAGGAACAAAACAAACCCCAUGUUAUCUAUAGGCGCAGCACCCUCCACAGGGAGUCCUUGACAGGAGGGCCUGCAUGUGCCACCUCAGAACACAAAAAUAGUUACAGUGAAGACAAGAGGAAAAAGAGAACCAGGAUAUGGGGAGGAAGAAGCAGCCUGGCUGCUGAUGUGGCAGCAUUCAAAAGCAGCUUAGCAACAAAGGCAUUUUCUGCCCAAGCUAACAGGACAGACAGCACAAGAGGAAGAACACACAGAAGAACAAAACGUUUUUUAUCCCAGCCACGGUUUGUAGAAGUGAUGGUGGUAGCAGACCGACAAAUGGUUUCAUACCAUGGAGCAAACCUUCAACAUUAUGUUUUAACUUUAAUGUCAAUUGAAGGACCUUCCAUAUCUUUUAAUGCCCAGACAACAUUAAGAAAGUUUUGCGAGUGGCAGCAUUCGAAGAACAAUCUAGGUGGAAUCCACCAUGAUACUGCUGUUCUUAUAACAAGACAGGAUAUCUGCAGAGCUCAUGACAAAUGUGAUACCUUGGGCCUUGCUGAACUGGGAUCCCUUUGUGAUCCACCUAGAAGCUGUUCUAUUAAUGAAGAUAAUGGAUUGAGCACAGCUUUUACAAUAGCCCAUGAACUGGGCCAUCUGUUUAAUAUGCCUCAUGAUGACAGCAAUAAGUGCAAAGAAGAAGGAGUUAAGAGUCCCCAGCAAGUCAUGGCUCCAACAUUGAACUUCCACACCAAACCCUGGAUAUGGUCAAAGUGUAGUCGAAAAUAUGUGACUGAAUUUUUAGACAUUGGUUACGGCGAGUGUUUACUUAACAAACCUGAAUCCAGAUACUACCAUUUGCCUUCCCAACUGCCAGGCCUCCUUUACAACGUGAAUAAACAAUGUGAAUUGAUUUUCGGACCAGGUUCUCAGGUGUGUCCAUUUAUGAUGCAGUGUCGACGACUCUGGUGCAAUAACGGGGACGGAGGAGACGGAGCGAGUAAAGGCUGCCGGACGCAGCACACACCGUGGGCUGAUGGGACAGAGUGCGAGCCUGGAAAGCACUGCAAGUUUGGAUUUUGUGUUCCCAAAGAAAUGGAGGGCCCUGUGACUGAUGGAUCCUGGGGAAGUUGGACUCACUUUGGAACGUGCUCAAGAACGUGUGGAGGGGGCAUCAAAGUUGCUGUUCGGGAGUGCAACAGACCGGAGCCAAAAAAUGGUGGAAAGUACUGUGUAGGGAAUAGAAUGAAAUUUAAGUCUUGCAACACAGAGCCAUGUCUCAAGCAGAUACGAGACUUCCGAGAGGAACAGUGUUCUCAGUUUGAUGGGAAGCAUUUUAAUAUCAACGGUCUACCUCCAAAUGUGCGCUGGGUGCCUAAGUACAGUGGAAUUUUGCUGAAGGACCGAUGCAGGUUGUUCUGCAGGGUGGUAGGGAGCACAGUCUACUAUCAGCUCCGAGACAAAGUGAUAGAUGGGACCCCGUGUGGUGAGAACACCAGUGAUAUCUGUGUCCAAGGCCUUUGCCGGCAAGCUGGAUGCGAUCAUGUUUUAAACUCAAAAGCCCGGAAAGAUAAAUGUGGGGUGUGCGGUGGCGAUAAUUCUUCAUGCAAAACAGUGGCAGGAACAUUUAAUACAGCAAAAUAUGGUUAUAAUACGGUCGUCCGAAUUCCAGCUGGUGCUACCAGUAUCGAUGUGCGGCAGCACAGUUUCUCAGGGAAACCAGAGGAUGAUAACUACUUAGCUUUAUCAAACAGUACAGGUGAAUUCUUGCUAAAUGGAGACUUUGUUGUCACAAUGGCCAAAAAGGAAAUCUAUGUUGGGAAUACUCUGCUAGAGUACAGCGGGUCUCACAAUGCAGUGGAGAGAAUUAAUUGCACAGAUCGCAUUGAAGAAGACCUUCUGCUUCAGGUGUUGUCAGUAGGGAAGUUGCACAACCCUGACGUGCGUUAUUCUUUCAACGUUCCAAUUGAAGACGAGCCCCAGCAGUUCUACUGGAACAGUCAUGGGCCCUGGCAAGCCUGCAGCAAACCCUGCCAAGGGGAGCGGAAAAGAAAACCCAUUUGCACCAGGGAAUCUGAUCAGCUUGCAGUUUCUGAUCAAAGGUGCCAUCGGCUGCCCCAGCCAGGACCCAUCACUGAACCCUGUGGCACAGACUGUGACCUGAGGUGGCAUGUCGCCAGCAGGAGCGAAUGUAGCGCCCAGUGUGGCUUAGGGUACCGCGCAUUAGACAUCUUCUGUGCCAAAUACAGCCGGCUAGAUGGGAAGAUCGAGAAGGUUGAUGACAGUUUUUGCAGCAGUCACCCCAAACCAAGCAGCCAGGAAAAAUGCUCAGGAGAAUGUAACACAGGAGGCUGGCGCUAUUCUGCUUGGACUGAAUGUUCUGAAAGCUGUGGUGGUGGAAUUCAGAGGAGAAGGGCUAUUUGUGUCAACACACGAAAUGAUGUCCUGGAGGAUAGCAAAUGCAUACAUCAAGACAAAGUCACUAUUCAGAGGUGCAAUGAGCUACCUUGUCCACAGUGGAAAUCGGGAGACUGGUCAGAGUGCUUGGUCACCUGUGGGAAAGGGCACAAGCACCGUCAGGUCUGGUGUCAAUUCGGUGAAGAUCGAUUAAACGAUAGAGCCUGUGACCUCGAGACCAAGCCAGCCUCCAUGCAGACCUGUCAGCAGCCGGAAUGCGCGUCCUGGCAGGCAGGUCCCUGGGGACAGUGCAGUGUCACUUGUGGGCAGGGGUACCAGUUCAGAACAGUGAAAUGCAUCGUCAGGACUUACAUGUCAGAGGUAGAUGAUGAUGUCUGCAAUGCAGCAACUAGGCCCACUGAGACCCAGGACUGCGAAGUACCAUCCUGUAACCCUCCCCAAGCUGUCCCAGAAGCAAGGAGAAAUGUACACAGUGCACCCAGAACCCAGUGGCGAUUUGGGUCUUGGACUCCAUGCUCAGCCACUUGUGGAAAAGGUACCCAGAUGAGAUAUGUCAGCUGCCGGGAUGAGGACGGCUCCGUGGCUGAUGAGAGAGCCUGUAUAACCCUGCCUAGACCAGUGGCAGAGGAAGAAUGUUUUGUGACUCCCUGUGGCCAGUGGAAGGCUUUGGACUGGAGCCCUUGUUCUGUGACAUGUGGGCAAGGUAGAACAACCCGGCAAGUGGUAUGUGUCAACUACAGCGACCAUGUGAUUGAUCAAAGCAAGUGUGACCCAGAUUAUAUCCCAGAAACCAACCAGGACUGUUUCAUGUCACCAUGUCCUCAACGGACCCCGGACAGUGUCCUGGCUCAGCACCCUUUCCAAAAUGUGGGUUAUCACCCCAGGAGCUUCAGCCCUAGCCAAACCCAUGUGCUUGGUGGAAACCAGUGGAGGACUGGCCCCUGGGGAGCAUGUUCUAGUACCUGUGCUGGCGGGUGGCAGCGGCGUGUCGUUGUAUGUCAGGAUGAGAACGGAUACACCGCAAGUGACUGUGUGGAGAGGAUCAAACCUGAUGAGCAAAGAGCCUGCGAAUCCGGGCCUUGUCCUCAGUGGGCUUAUGGUAACUGGGGAGAGUGUUCUAAGCCAUGUGGUAGGGGCUUGCGAACAAGACUGGUGGUGUGUCAGCGGCCCAACGGUGAACAAUUUCCAGAUCUGAGCUGUGAAAUUCUUGAUAAGCCUCCAGAUCGUGAGCUGUGUAACACACAUGCUUGUCCUCAAGAUGCUGCAUGGAGCGCUGGCCCUUGGAGUUCGUGUUCUGUCUCUUGUGGUCGAGGGCAUAAGCAACGAAAUGUUUACUGCAUGGCAAAAGAUGGAAGCCAUUUAGAAAGUGAUUACUGUAAACACCUUGCUAAGCCAAAUGGGCACAGAAAGUGCCGAGGAGGAAGAUGCCCCAAGUGGAAGGCUGGCGCCUGGAGUCAGUGCUCUGUGUCCUGUGGCCAAGGCGUGCAGCGGAGAAAUGUGGGCUGUCAGAUGGGAACUCGCAAGGUAUCCAGCGAAACCGAGUGCAACCCCUACACCAGACCAGAGGCGGAGCGCACCUGCCAAGCCCCGCUGUGUCCCCUCUAUGCUUGGAGGGCAGAGGAAUGGCAAGAAUGCACCAAGACUUGUGGGGAAGGCACCAGGUACCGCAGGGUGAUGUGUGUGGACGAGGAAAAAGGCAGCGAGGUUCAUGGUGUGCACUGUGACAGCAGCAAGCGGCCUGCCGACCACAAGAGCUGUAGUUUGCAACCCUGCGAGUACAUCUGGAUCACAGGAGAAUGGUCAGAGUGCUCAGUGACCUGCGGAAAGGGCUACAAGCAAAGGCUCGUCUCCUGUAGCGAGAUUUACACUGGGAAGGAGAAUUAUGAGUAUGGCCACCAAGCUGCCACCAACUGCCCAGGCACGCAGCCCCCCAGUGUCCACCCCUGCUACCUGAGGGAGUGCCCCGUCUCAGCCACCUGGAGAGUGGGCAACUGGGGAAGCUGCUCGGUGUCCUGCGGCGUUGGAGUGAGGCACAGAUCUGUGCAAUGUCUAACCAAUGAGGACCAGCCCAGCCACUUAUGUCCUGCUGAUUUGAAGCCAGAAGAGAGAAAAACCUGCCAUAAUAUCUAUAACUGUGAAUUACCCCAGAACUGCAAGGAGGUAAAAAGACUGAAUGGUGCCACCGAAGACGGUGAAUAUUUUCUGACCAUCAAAGGAAAGCCCCUGAAGAUAUUCUGCGCAGGGAUGCAGUCUGACCACCCCAAGGAAUACCUGACACUGGUCCGUGGUGACUCUGAGAACUUCUCCGAGGUCUAUGGGUACAGGUUGCACAACCCAACCGAAUGUCCCUACAACGGGAGCCGACGCGAUGACUGCCAGUGUCGGAAGGACUACACAGCAGCUGGGUUUUCCAGCUUCCAGAAAAUCAGAAUAGACCUGAUCACCAUGCAGAUAAUAACCACUGACUUACUGUUUGCAAGGACAAGCGAAGGGCAUCCCGUGCCCUUUGCCACCGCUGGGGACUGCUACAGUGCCAGCAAGUGCCCACAGGGUCGUUUUAGCAUCAACCUUUAUGGAACAGGCCUUUCUGUAACUGAAUCUGCCAGAUGGAUAUCACAAGGGAACUAUGCUGUCUCCGACAUUAAGAAGUCACCGGAUGGUACCCGAGUUGUAGGGACAUGUGGUGGUUACUGUGGAAAAUGUACUCCGUCCUCAGGCACUGGCCUGGAAGUUCGAGUUCUUUAGUUAAGGUGCUCUGAAGAGGAAGCCAC
Pteronotus mesoamericanus is the source of this 5759-nucleotide messenger RNA. RefSeq names its product ADAM metallopeptidase with thrombospondin type 1 motif 9 (gene ADAMTS9). Gene Ontology annotation, biological process: extracellular matrix organization; proteolysis. The transcript has 39 exons. Lineage: Eukaryota; Metazoa; Chordata; Mammalia; Chiroptera; Mormoopidae. Gene Ontology annotation, molecular function: metalloendopeptidase activity; zinc ion binding. Bases 1 to 5733 code for a protein of 1910 amino acids. The record is from RefSeq and is a predicted model, not a curated record. Gene Ontology annotation, cellular component: extracellular matrix.